Messenger RNA from Theobroma umbraticum, 1414 nucleotides. Its product is annotated as cytomatrix protein-like protein. NCBI's taxonomy places the organism in Eukaryota, Viridiplantae, Streptophyta, Magnoliopsida, Malvales, Malvaceae. The record is from RefSeq and is a predicted model, not a curated record.
GUUGAACCCCCUUUUCGAAUUGCAACGAUUCUACCUUCAACGUUUGCUCUCAAACACCGAAGAACGAAAACGUGACAAUUCUUCUUCAUCAUCAUAUUUUCUUCUUAUCAUUUUGAUUCUGCUGUUGCGAUUCCACAAUGGGCGCGAAAACGCGGUCUCAAGUCUCAUCAGAACGUCAAAAUUGGGAUAAAAUCUUUGAGGGUUUAGUUGAGAUGCUAAAAACCCAGCAAGAGCAGCUUGAAACACUGGCGAAAGAGAGAAAGAUUCUCGAAGAUCGGAUCAAGAUGCAGUAUGAACGGUGGGUCUCUGAUGUUCGCCUCUACGAAGAUCACAUCUCUCAGGUGAAGAGUGAUUUGGCAUCGAAAGAGAUGGCGCGUGCGCUUGAGGCUGCAAAAGCCGAUUUGAUGGUAGGAUUGAAGCAUAGAGAGACUUAUCUUUGCAAAUUGAAAUUAGAGGAAACAGAGGACGAAUUGACUGAUUUCAGAGUCUGGUUUGACAUCCUCAGUCAAAAUUCAAAAGAUAUUUCUCAAAGGGACCAUGAAGAAACUAAAAGAGGAAUGUCAGGAUGUAAGGGUAGUGGUUCAAAGUCUGUUACUGUGAGGACAUUGGAAGGCGAUGUAAGAAGGCUAAAGCUUAAGUAUGAAAAUCUUGCUUCAGAGAAGAACUCUCAAAUAACUGCACUUUUGGCAGAGAAUAAGUUUGCAUGGAAUCAAUUCAAUGUUCUGGAAAGUCAGUAUACGGAUAAAUUAAACAGCAAGGAUUCUGAACUUGAAAAAGCUAACCAGAAGAUUGAGGCACUUAUUUCCAACAUGGAGGAGCUGAAUUCAUCUAAUGCUGAAAAGGAUGCAAUAAUUGAGAGAUUAAAAGCCGAAGUGUCUCAGAAGGAGGCUGAUGCGAGUAAAUUCCAUGAAGUUGCUAAAAAAUCUAGGGAGGUCGAGUUGUUGAGAAAGUCCAGAAGUGCUUCUUGUACUCCUGUCAUAAAGCGUUGCUCUGCAGGCGGGAGAACUUCUGUUCUGGGAGGUAAGCAUGGUGGCAGGGAUGGAGGCAAUGUUAUUGUGAAGAAAGAAACCUCUGCUUCUAAUGUUCCCGAUCUUCUGAAGGACAGUGGAAAGGGAAGCAGAAGCUCAAAGAGAAAAAAGGAUGAUGUUAUACCCAUUUCUGAAACUCCAAAAUUGUUCACUUCUACAUUUAAAGUUCCCAGAUUGAAAGCCUCCUCUCCCAAGACAAGAUGACUUGCCUUCUGAGUUCACUCUUCAUGUAUUUUUAUUUUAUUGAGCUGCAAUCAUGGCAGCUCAUGUAAUAUUGCCUCUAUGUAUAUUAAUCCAAUAUCCUGAAGCAAACAUCUCUGUAAUUUUGACCAACUUUUAAUUGUACAACGCUAAUUAUUAAUGAAUUUUAGUGUUUCCGAUUUGUC